UGGGCGCGCUUCAUCCCCGGCCGCGUGGAGUUCUUUUCCAGCCAGCAGCCCCCCAACGCCGGACUCGGCCUGCCCCCGCCACCCCUGCCUGUCAUCGAGCUGCCUGGGGUGGACGACUCCUAUCCUCCCCAGAAAAAGUCCUUCAUGAUGAUCAAGUACAUGCACGACCACUACCUGGACAAGUACGAGUGGUUCAUGCGCGCCGACGACGACGUCUACAUCAAAGGUGACAAGUUAGAAGAGUUUCUUAGAUCACUGAAUAGCAGCAAGCCCCUCUACCUGGGCCAGACUGGCCUGGGGAAUAUUGAAGAACUCGGCAAGCUGGGCCUGGAGCCUGGGGAGAACUUCUGUAUGGGAGGACCUGGCAUGAUCUUCAGCCGAGAAGUCCUCAGGAGGAUGGUGCCACACAUUGGUGAGUGCCUCAGAGAAAUGUACACGACUCACGAAGAUGUGGAAGUAGGAAGAUGUGUUCGACGGUUUGGUGGGACUCAGUGUGUCUGGUCUUAUGAGAUGCAGCAACUGUUCCAUGAAAAUUAUGAGCACAAUCGAAAGGGUUAUAUUCAAGACCUUCACAAUAGCAAAAUCCACGCAGCCAUCACACUUCAUCCCAACAAAAGGCCCGCCUACCAAUACAGGCUUCAUAAUUACAUGCUGAGCCGCAAAAUUUCCGAACUUCGCUACCGCACGAUCCAGCUCCACCGCGAGAGGGCGCUGAUGAGCAAGCUCAGCGACAGUGAAGUGAGCAAAGAGGAUCAGCAGCUGGGGGUGAUGCCUUCCUUCAACCACUUCCAGCCUCGGGAGAGGGAUGAGGUGAUAGAAUGGGAGUUCCUGACAGGAAAGCUCCUUUACUCAGCGUCGGAGAACCAGCCUCCUCGACAGAGCAUCAGCAGCAUCCUCAGAACAGCACUGGAUGACACCGUCCUACAGGUGAUGGAGAUGAUCAAUGAGAAUGCCAAGAGUAGGGGUCGCGUCAUUGACUUCAAGGAAAUCCAGUAUGGCUACCGCAGGGUUGAUCCUAUGCAUGGCGUGGAGUACAUUUUGGAUUUACUCCUCUUAUACAAAAGACACAAGGGGAGAAAACUGACCGUGCCAGUGAGACGCCACGCCUACCUUCAGCAGCUGUUCAGCAAGCCUUUCUUCAGGGAAACUGAAGAGCUAGAUGUCACCAGUCUUGUGGAGAGUAUUAACCGCGACACUCAGUCAUUUUCCUUCAUUUCUAACUCUUUAAAGAUAUUAUCCUCUUUUCAAGGUGUCAAAGAAGUGGGAGGCCACAAUGAAAAGAAAAUACACAUUCUUGUCCCUCUCGUUGGAAGGUACGACAUUUUCUUGAGGUUCAUGGAGAGCUUUGAAAGUACUUGUCUGAUCCCAAAGCGGAACGUAAAGCUGGUCAUCAUCCUUUUCAGUGGGGAUUCCGGCCCAGAUUCCAGCAAGCAUAUUGAGCUGAUAAAAGACUAUCAGAACAAGUACCCGAGAGCAGAAAUGACCCUGAUCCCCAUGAAGGGAGAGUUUUCCAGAGGCCUGGGUCUUGAAAUGGCUUCUUCCCAGUUUGACAAUGAUACUUUGCUGCUAUUCUGUGAUGUUGACUUGAUCUUCAGAGGAGACUUUCUCCAACGAUGUAGAGACAAUACAAUUCAGGGACAACAGGUAUACUACCCCAUCAUCUUUAGCCAGUAUGAUCCAAAGGUAACCCAUGGGGGAAAGCCUCCCAGUGAUGAUGACUUUGUCUUCUCAAAGAAGACUGGAUUUUGGAGAGACUAUGGAUAUGGAAUCACCUGUAUUUAUAAAAGUGAUCUUCUGGGUGCAGGUGGAUUUGAUACCUCAAUACAGGGCUGGGGACUGGAAGAUGUAGAUCUCUACAAUAAAGUUAUUCUCUCUGGCUUAAGGCCCUUCAGAAGUCAAGAAGUAGGAGUGGUGCAUAUUUUCCACCCAGUUCAUUGUGACCCUAACUUGGACCCGAAGCAGUAUAAGAUGUGCUUAGGAUCCAAGGCAAGCACUUUUGCCUCAACCAUGCAACUGGCUGAACUCUGGUUGGAAAAACAUUUGGGUGUCAGGUACAAUCGAACUCUCUCCUGACAGUCCAGGCAACACAUAUUGCCUUUUUUAAAGGGGAGUUUACCUCAUUGUUGGUGGUGUUAUUUUUAUUUUUAUGAUUGUUAUUUUUAUUAUUAUAAUUAUUAUUGUCAUAAUUUUAUUUUGUUGUCCUGGUCUUAAACAACUCUUGGUUGUCUUCCAAAGGGUGUUUGUUGACCUCAAGCAAGAAGAGUCUGCAAUUCACUGAUUUUUCAGAUUUCUACUGAAGUCAAUACGUAUUACUUUUAUAUAUCUUUAUCUGGGAUUGAGUUAAAUUGUGGCAAUCAAAUGACUUUUGAAGUUCAUUCAUCAUGAGAGACAGCUUAGAAGAAUGUUCACUUGGGGCUUACAGAUGCAAUAUCAACUUUUAUUUUGUGUGUCAAAUUCAAUGUGAUACAAAUAUUUACUGGUGAAAGGUACCACAAAAGUGCUUUAUGCUUCCUAUGGGGAAGGGACUCUGUAACAUAAACUUGAGUUUUGUAAUUUAUACAAGGACUUAAAUAUAUAUAUACAAUAAUUUUCUUCAUCUUUAGAAUUUUUAAAGUAAAUGAACACUUAUGAUUGUAUGUUUAUUUUUUAAAAAGAAGUUUUAAAAAUUGAGGAGUUUUGUUCCACAAGCAACCGGUACUGGCUACCCUGGUCUUAAGAAAAUUAUAUACUCCUCUCAACUGUCUGCUAUAAAUGCGAAUGAACUUUAUUUUCUCAAGGAAAUAUGAUUUAAUUAAAUAUUCAUGUACAUUUUAGAAGCUUUAUGAAACAAUGUCUUUCAUUUGCUGGCAAGAAGAUAAAAAUGACAGAACCUGGUUAUUUAUAAUAAAACACAGGUAUAACAGUAUUCUUUUUCAAAAACA
This is a messenger RNA of Myotis davidii, 2921 nucleotides long. It is a transcript of the gene CHSY3, whose product is annotated as chondroitin sulfate synthase 3. Gene Ontology annotation, cellular component: Golgi cisterna membrane. The transcript is spliced from 3 exons. Gene Ontology annotation, molecular function: glucuronosyl-N-acetylgalactosaminyl-proteoglycan 4-beta-N-acetylgalactosaminyltransferase activity. Lineage: Eukaryota; Metazoa; Chordata; Mammalia; Chiroptera; Vespertilionidae. The record is from RefSeq and is a predicted model, not a curated record. The annotation marks the transcript as partial.